AAAAAUUGCAAAUCUAUGCGUCCUAUACAAUUAUUAUCAAAGGUCAUUAAGACAUGUCAUUGCAAUUCCUCUGUGUACAAAAUUAUACCGAACGAGGUUCUCAUGAAUCAUUACGAAUAUUUCGAUCAGUCAAAUUCUACAAAGAUUUUACUUAGAAUGAUGAAAACCUUACAUAAUAAUGUUAACGAUACUGUUAAGGAAUGUCUUUACGGUGUAACGUAUGCAUUUCCGCAAUUGGAAUAUCAAGUAGCUCACAAAGUUGUUCUUAUGCCAAAACUUCGAGAUCGAAGGAAAGUAUCUCUAAUAUGUGGUGGCGGAAGUGGACAUGAACCUUUUGCAUCAGGUUACGUUGGUAAUGGUAUGUUGGCUGCAGCUGUAGCAGGUUCGAUAUAUUCUGCACCACCAUCGGAACACGUUAGUUAUGCUAUCAACCGCGUUUCCGAACACAAUAAAACUGGUGUCUUGGUAAUCGCUCCGAAUUAUACUGGAGAUUGUCUUAAUUUUGGAAUAGCAGUCGAGAGAGCUAAACAAAGAGGUUUAAAGGUUGCAAAUAUAAAUGUAAACGAAGACUGUAGUAUACCGGAAAAAGAUCAAAGUCGGGCUGGUAAACGUGGUUUAACUGGAAUUGUAUUUGUGAUUAAAAUAGCUGGUGCAUUAGCGGAAGAAGGAUUACCACUUGAAACGGUCUAUAAAAGUGCACACGAUGUUUUGGAUAAUUUAGCUACUACUUCGGUUGGAUUGACCGCAUGUGCAAUACCAGGUCGACGUGGAAUGUAACGAAUUGCAUACGAUUGAUCGCAGA
Molecule: messenger RNA, 802 nt
Organism: Apis florea (little honeybee)
Lineage: Eukaryota; Metazoa; Arthropoda; Insecta; Hymenoptera; Apidae
Biological process (GO): glycerol catabolic process
Cellular component (GO): cytosol
Molecular function (GO): glycerone kinase activity
Source: RefSeq, a predicted model, not a curated record